Molecule: messenger RNA, 1101 nt
Organism: Rhodamnia argentea
Lineage: Eukaryota; Viridiplantae; Streptophyta; Magnoliopsida; Myrtales; Myrtaceae
Product: vestitone reductase-like
Exons: 4
Coding region: 37-1020 (327 amino acids)
Molecular function (GO): oxidoreductase activity, acting on the CH-OH group of donors, NAD or NADP as acceptor
Source: RefSeq, a predicted model, not a curated record
CCAUCACAAACCAGUUGUGCAGAAAGAGAGAGAUCGAUGGAGAGGAGUAAAGGCGCGGUGUGCGUAACGGGUGGCGAUGGCUUCGUAGCUUCAUGGAUGAUCACGAGGCUCCUUGAACACGGUUACUCGAUACGGACCACUGUCAUACCCGAGCUGUAUGGCAGCAGAUACAUCAGCUUCUUGACAAAUCUACCGGGAGCAUCAGAAAGGCUCCGAAUCUUCGCCGCUGACCUCAGCGACCCUCAGAGUUUCGGCCCAGCCAUUGAAGGCUGCGUCGGAGUCUUCCACGUCGCCACCCCGGUGGACUUUGAGGACAGAGAGCCGGAGCCUGUCGUCACCAAGAGAUCCAUCGACGGAGCGCUGGGCAUCCUGAGGGCCUGCCUGAACUCCAAGACCGUGAAGCGGGUCAUGUACACCUCGAGUGGGUCUGCUGUUCAACUCAACAACUCCAGCGCCGAUAUACUGGAUGAGGACUCCUGGAGCGAUGUUGAUUCCAUAAGAGAAAUCGCGGCCUUCGGAGCUUCGUACGCAAUCUCGAAGACGUUGACUGAGAAGGCAGUUCUCGAGUUCGGAGAGAGGCACGGACUGGAAGUGGUGACGGUGGCUCCUGCAUGCGUCCACGGACCCUUCAUCUGUCCCAAGUUUGCCGCAUCUGUCCGGACUUUGCUGGCUUUGGUAUUAGGGAACGAGAAUGAGUACUCGUUUCUUCGCAGAGUAUCUCUGGUGCAUGUCGACGACGUGGUGAGAGCACACAUCUUCCUCUUCGAGCACCCCGACGCCAAGGGGCGGUACAUAUGUUCCGCGGCCACGAUGACCAUCGAAGAGAUGUCCAAGUUUCUCUCCGAAAGAUACCCGGAGUUUCAGAUACCCUCACCAGAGUCCUUGAAGGAAGUGAAAGGCCAUAGGUUCACCGCCCUUUCGUCGAGGAAGCUGUUGGAUGCUGGUUUCGAGUAUAAGUACGGGAUCGAGGGCAUGUUCGAUGGGGCCAUCCAAUGCUGCAAGGAAAAGGGGUAUCUCUAGAUCAAUCGCGGCAGUUCCAUGCAGGCCGAACACAGUAGGUGUUCAAAAUACCAAAACUGGCAUCAGGCCGGAGAAUGUGAC